GAGAGCUGUGAUUGGUCACAGCUUAUCACAUGGUACAAGGCUGUUGUGAAUAGCCUUGUACCAUGUGACCUCUGUGAUCAUUCACAGAUUUCACACGUAGUAAGCAAUGUCAGAAGUGACAUCUUGUUUACUGCUAUUCAUGUGAUCACUGAUUGGCCAAUCAGUGAUUACAUGAUCGGGACCUCGCACAGAGGUCCCGUACAGCGAUCUGUGUUGUGCUGUGUCCAGAGGACACAGCAGGCAACCGAUCGCAGUGACGGGCAUUCCCAGGAAGCGCGCAUAGGCAAUGAAUGGUCGGGUGGCCGUUUAUAA
Messenger RNA from Staurois parvus, 312 nucleotides. Lineage: Eukaryota; Metazoa; Chordata; Amphibia; Anura; Ranidae. The record is from the annotation of a GenBank genome assembly.